Molecule: messenger RNA, 2349 nt
Organism: Aspergillus fumigatus Af293
Lineage: Eukaryota; Fungi; Ascomycota; Eurotiomycetes; Eurotiales; Aspergillaceae
Product: Hid1 family protein
Cellular component (GO): Golgi trans cisterna; Golgi medial cisterna; membrane
Source: RefSeq, a predicted model, not a curated record
AUGGGAGCCUCGGAGUCGAAGUUGGUCUUCAAGCAGGGAAUCUUCCGUCUGUCAGAGGAGAAGGCUAUCCCUGCUGAUGAUCCUUACUGGUCCAGAUUCUGGGAGCUCCCAGAGUCGACAGAAGAUGUAUUCAGCUUAUUCACUCCCGCAGAUAUACGACGGACGCGAGACCAUGCAUUACCUAACUUUGAGACACUAUUGCUUUCAAUAACGUCUCGUCUUACCUUUCUGAAGAAUCAUCCGUCUUUUCCAGAUCCCGACCUCGCUCCCGAGAGAGAUGUUCUCAACUGUAUCCGCAUUCUCACGCGCAUCCUUCCCUUCAUCUAUGAGGCUGAGCAUUUAGAAGAAUGGGAGGAUAAUUUUUUUUGGGGUCGGCGCAAGAAAAAUACUAGAGGAGCUCGACCGGGAGCAGAAGUCCUAUUUGACGAAUCGCAGGCUGAAGGACGCCAGGAGGAGACGUUGCCUGGAACAAAUGACUAUGAAGAUGUGAAGCCCUUGGCCGAGGAAUUGAUCGACAACCUGCUGGAUCUCUUAUUUUAUACGGACUUUACGAUCCCAAAGCUCGCAACGACUAAGGGUAAGGUAUCAUACUCGAUAUGGCAAAGCGGUGUCGGCUGCAAUACUUCCAUGGGCUCUAGCAAAGAGCUCGAAAGCAACCGGUGCGAGAUUUUGCGACUAUUGCUUACAUUAACUGGAAAGGCGAUGUACAUGCCGCUGAGUAAGAUUCUUAUGCAAGUUACGAACUCCUACCUUCCAGGUAGCCAGAAAUCGAUCAAAUGGGCUCCGGAAAUGCUCAUCUUGUUCUGGGAGGCCCUUCAGUGCAACAAGCGAUUCAGGUCAUUUAUCAUCGACUCAAGUCGCUCCCAUGACUUUGCCAUUCUCUGUAUCUUUUACGCUAUCGAGUACAAAACUGACGCAUCCAAGCAAGGCGUUGUGAGAAUGUGCAUCUUUAUUUUACAAACAAUGAGCGUGGAACCGAACUUCGGGAAAAGCCUCAACAUGAAAUUUGAGGCUCAGGAGACGCUACCUCAGAACAUACGUAUUCCGGGCUUCAGAGGUACCUAUGGUGAUUACCUCGUGAUGUCCAUCCAUACUUUGCUUACCGCAAGUAAAGGCAAGCUGAACGCUGUCUAUCCAGCACUUUUAGCGAUCAUCAACAACGUGGCUCCUUACUUGGAACAUCUUUCACCCGCCACAUGCUCCAGACUUCUGCAGCUCUUCUCCUCAAUGUCCGCUCCCAGUUUCCUCCUAGCUAACGAAACGAACCAUGCCCUCCUAGCCUCAGUGCUUGAAUCCAUAAACUCAAUACUCGAACACCAAUUCACCAAAAACCCGUUUCUAGUAUAUGCCAUUUUAAAAUACAGGAAACGUUUCGAAGCUGUCCGAGCCUUCACUCUCGAAAGUGGACAGCAGGAGAUCGAACGCCAGAAUGAAAGGAGAAAAGCUAAAGCUGCAUUUCGCGACUCGUCCUCUAGCCCUACCCUGUCGCAGGCUGAAGAGGAUCCUCAUGUGUCGUCAGGUGCACGUUCGCCCUUGACUCGUAUUCCUGAGGAGAAUAGCCCUUUCGCUAUUGGCGGCGACGAAUCGGAUGACCAACAUGACGGGCAAGACACGCCGUCGCAGUCAUCUCCGUCAGCGCAGAACUCAAGAAGACCGUCGAUAUCAUCAGCUAUCGAUGAAAGUGUCCCUCUGCAAUUACGAGGAAUGUCUGAGAAGGCCAGAGGUAAGAUGCCUGCUGGGCAGCCAUCGUUCUCCCGGCAGAACAGCAUCACCAGUCAGAGUAGUAUAUCCGCCAUGUUCUCCACUUCCAGUGGUUUUACGCCGACUGUUGCUUGGUUGGAGUCAUGGUUACCAGAUCUUCCUCUUCACACUAUUCUCACUAUUAUUUCGGGCAUUGCUCCUCACAUUCCCGAUUCGGCUUUCCAAACCACGUCAAACCCGGAAGCUCGGACUUUAAUUGCGAAUCUUCCCUCUUUUGCAGAGGAGCCCACAAUUCAAGGGCUGUUAUCAGAACCUCCACCUAUUCGGGUACAUUCUUUUGAAUGGUCAGCCCUAUCCUUGGGGUGGUAUGAGUCUUUGCUUUGGGGUUUCAUCUUCUCCAGUGAGAUGGUAGUUGGCACCGCAUCUGGAGCCACACCCGGCACUGUUGGCGUGUGGAACGGAACAGGAAUCAAACUUUUCAAGGUUCAGGAGGCGGCCGCGCAAGGUCCAAGCUUGCUCGCUCCGAAAGGCGCAGUCGAUGCGGUUGGAAGCAACUUGGUGCAGCGCAUCGGGAAUUUGAGUCUGAGGCGCAGUAAUACACAGGAUUCGCAGAGUGGCUCGAGACCACCAUCUGUCCGAGAAGUAUAG